Messenger RNA from Monomorium pharaonis (pharaoh ant), 562 nucleotides. RefSeq lists its product as uncharacterized. The record is from RefSeq and is a predicted model, not a curated record. Lineage: Eukaryota; Metazoa; Arthropoda; Insecta; Hymenoptera; Formicidae. The transcript is spliced from 2 exons. Bases 182 to 514 code for a protein of 110 amino acids.
CUUUUUAACGACGCAGACAGAUCGUACAAACUUGUAAACAAAACUUGUGAAAAUGCAGAGCAUCCGCAUUGAAUAUCCUGUCACUGGCGUAAGUGAUAGUGCAAGUUUAUGUGCAGGUGAAGUGUAAAAAAUUAAAUAAUAAUAAUUAUUAUUUUGUUUUUAGUAUGUAUGCGUUGAUGGGAUGCCGGUUCGACGGGUCGUUAUAAACAACGAGGUACGCGUGGAGGUACCACUUCCAGGUCCUCCAAUCAACAUCCCUUUAGGAGGGUUAUUGUCGGUGCGCGAGUCAAUAACUAAUCAACCAUGGAUCUACCGACAGGAUAUCAGAAUACCCGGUUUUAUCAAUAUUAACAGGAAAUUUUGGACGCAUUGGAGAAGGGAUUUAUUAAGAGCGCAGAACGACGAUGUAUUAGAACGUUCGUGCGGCCAAUUUGGCGAAGCUGACGUCUGGGACCUGCGCCGUCUAUUCUGCAUGCGUCCUUUAAUAGACGAAAAUCAUGAAGUUUGGAUAUAAAUACAUAAAUAUAUGAAUAUAUAAAUGAUUAAUUUUGGAUAUAAUUAU